Messenger RNA from Parnassius apollo (apollo), 237 nucleotides. Lineage: Eukaryota; Metazoa; Arthropoda; Insecta; Lepidoptera; Papilionidae. The record is from the annotation of a GenBank genome assembly.
AUGCGUCUUCGUCAAGGACGUAACGGUGAACCAGCGAACUACGAGUUCUACUACAAAGUAAGCGACUACGAGAGCGGAAGUAACUUUGGCCACGCGGAAAAGCGUCAGGACGAUAAACCAGAAGGGACGUACUUUGUCGUACUUCCUGAUGGAACCAAACAGGUGGUAGAGUACGAGGCUGGUGAAGAUGGAUGCAAGCCAAGGAUGUCGGGUAAUACCAGCAGACACUGCAUCUAG